Messenger RNA from Acanthochromis polyacanthus (spiny chromis), 4442 nucleotides. Its product is annotated as E3 ubiquitin-protein ligase CCNB1IP1. The record is from RefSeq and is a predicted model, not a curated record. Gene Ontology annotation, cellular component: synaptonemal complex. NCBI's taxonomy places the organism in Eukaryota, Metazoa, Chordata, Actinopteri, Pomacentridae. Gene Ontology annotation, biological process: reciprocal meiotic recombination. Gene Ontology annotation, molecular function: ubiquitin protein ligase activity. Bases 3075 to 3866 code for a protein of 263 amino acids. The transcript is spliced from 4 exons.
AUUGGCGUAUGGUUUUGUUUUCUUCAACACGAAUGUUUUAAUUUAAAUUUUAAUCUAAAGGAGAUGAUCAAAUGCAGAUGGAGUUAAAGAAAUCUAACAGGUGACUUGUGAGUCAGGUGAUGUCCUGCAUGUGCGCCCCUCAUGCGCGCAGCUUCCUAAUCCUCAGCGUGGUGGAUAAAUAAUCAAAUUAUAGCCAUAGUAAUUGACAAGCAGGUGGUUUCCCUCAGCAAGAGUCAAAAUCCAUCUCUUCCCGGUUCUGUUAUUGCGCUGAGAGGGGUACAGGCGAUAUUUAUAACCCUUUUGAUUUCCAUAGGGCCAAUUAUCAACAACGCUGCAGUGCUGUGAAAGUGGGGGCCACACAUCCAUUCCACAUGCAUGCAUGUAAUUCGUGUGUUAUCACCAGGCGCAUAAUGCCCCAUCCACCUCCCCCUCCCGAAAAAAAACACAUCUUACACUGGAGCUCUAUUUAAAAGGCAGAGAAUAGAUGGGAAUCUUUGACAAUGGCGUGCUGGACACAGUUGAGUGAGCAUCUCCCCUCUCUCACUAUGAACCCCCGGAUCCACUGCUGCACAGCACAAUGCCCCUCUUUCACCCCCCGCCUUUACUCCUGUACCACGUGGAGAAAUGGAUAAAAGCAAGAGAGAGAGAAAAGUGGGAGGAGGUGGUGGUGGCGGAGGAGGGGGUGCCAUAUUUAAGUAGGUGUCUCACAUUAUACAUAUAGACCCUCCACUCGCAGCUGCACAAGAAAUCUGGGUGUUAUUUGAUUUCAGGGGAAGUAACUGCCACCCAGAGGGCUUACAGUCCAGACAAGCUUGUGAAGAUCACUUGAAAAAUAAAGAAAAUUAUGCUGGAUGUUAAGUCAAAUUCCAUAUUGUUUUUAAAGUCAAACCCUUUGUUCAAGUAAAAGUGGCAACACACAGAGCAGAAAUUAAAAAAGAAAAAAAAAAGCAUAUGAGUAUGACCAGAAAAUGCACUUAUCUUUCAAACAGUAUUCCCAACAUAUCUACAAUAGUUAACCAACAGAAACAACCACAAAAUGGUGGUUUAAUUCAACAGUGCGUGCUCGCUUGAGUCUCAACGGCUUGCAUGGCCUUUAUGCAUUACAGUUGCUUUUGUAUUAUUUUUUGGAGGACUUUUUCUAACUUACAUUAAAAUGAAUGCAUACAAACCUAUUGAGUAUUUUUUUAAUCCAUAUCAUGUGCAAUAUUUAAUUAUCAUGAGCAAUAUUACUUUGGAAUUAUUACAACAACAUAUCUGCCUUUUCAUAUAUUUAUUUACUUUCUUGUUCCAGGUUCAUUUUUGCUUCCUUGUUUUUGCUGUAUUUAUUGUAGUGGUUUCCAUUUUUUUAGGCAUUGCUGUCAGCUUAUAGGGUGCUUUUCUUGCUUUGUUUUUUGUAAUUUUAUUAAUUUUUUUGGCCAAUAUCUGGCACAGUGGUCCUGCACAUCUCUCAGAUCAAUUAUGUUUCCACAUAUUAUGUUUAUUCUUUAAAAAAAAUCCGUUAUUUUUGCCAUUGUUAUUGAGUGAGUUGCAAUUAGCCAAUCAGAUUACACAAGUAAUUUAGUAUCACCGGAUACCACCUGCAGAGCCAAGAGCUAACUGGUAAGUCCUGUUUGUUUACCAUUGAAAUAAGCGUUUUUACCGAUUUAAUUAUCACAUAAAAGUCACUCAGUUCAGAUAGAGUUCAGCAAAAAAUACAGUUGUUAUCGUGAGAGGUGUUUAUUUAAACCAGGAACCGAAGGAAAGGGCAUUGACAUGACGGUCAAACUAGCUUAGCUUGAAGAAAGUUUACCCGAGCUAGCCAGCUAGUGCUUGCAUGCUAGGGCCAUCUAAUGGCCAGUAAUGUCGGUUGCUAAAUUUCGAGUUACGUUUCUUUUAACAAAUAAACUGGAGGUGUUGAACUAUAGUUUAUUUCAUUUUCUUUGAAGCAGACUAGAAGUAAUUAGAAAUAAACUUGAAGAAAACUCUAAAACCUGUAGAGGAGUUAUUAGGAGCCACAGUCCAAUCAACAGUAUAACUCUACAUACUGUACUAAUGCGAGCUGCCAGUGAACACAGGAGGGCUGUUGGUUGAAGGAAUUAAACAGUGUACAACACCUAACAGAGGUGGUGUCAGGAUCUUUAAACAUUCAGAACUUAACCAAGCCCAGAAAUCUUUACAUUUUAACUUGUUUCAAAUGUGAGACGUGACAAAGUAAAGUUAUCCCACUUUCACCCUAUGCUAGCCAAUGAUCUACAUGCCGCCGUGAGUGCAGAAUAACUAGACAAGUAGUUCUUAAACUGUGUGUCUUGGGAUUAGUCUUACUUGUGGUGACUUACAGAGUUAGAAUUAUAUGUACAGGUGUGCCUUGGCAAUGCUUGCUUGUGACAAAAACGUUUGUGAACCACUGAGUUGGACCAGAUGCCAACCUUUAGCUCCACUUAUCUGGAGAUAGGUAUUUUUUAAGUUGAGUAUUAUUACUAAUAUUGAUUGUUAAUAGCAAAUUUGAUCAAAUAAUGAUUUUGACAACCAAUCCUAGUCUUGAUAUUCCUGGAAAAAUGAUGCAAGAGAAAAGCUUUACACAUUUUUGUCACAUAUCACAGUACCAAAGCUUGAUAACUAAUAAUAAUCAGACCAAACUGGUUUCUGUGAAAUCGUGGGAAAAAACACAAAAUGUACUGUCUUACUUUAGAGGGCUUUAAUGCAUACGAGGAAAGAUAGAUGCAUGGAUCUUGGAAAAAGAUAUUAUUACAACAUUGUAUUAUUCCUUUUUUUUUAAAGGUAUGGUGAUCCAGUGCUAUUCUUAAAGCAGCAACAUCACUGGCACCAAAUGAAAACAUAAGGAUCCAGUGAGCCUUGGAAAUCUUUAAAGGGUCAGGCAAAUAACUCCCCAAAAUUCUAAAGCUGAAGACUUACAUUUUGUACACCUAAAAUACAGCCACAAACUCAUCAGAUUUUACGACGCAAUGCCUUGAAUCAUGAAAUGCACCUGAAAUUUGAUGGUUAAGCUGCUCCAAGUUAAAUGUACAGUAUAGCUGUACACUGUGCGUGAUUUAAAGCUUUUCCAUCACUGACCAGUUGCUGUACUCUUCACAGUAAUGACCAUGUCUCUCUGCGAUGACACACUCCUGUGUAAUUUCCCAAAGUGUCGGACCAAGUUGAGCGGAUUCGCCUGGGUCACUGCAUGUUCUCAUGUUUUCUGUGAUCAGCACGGAUCCGGUGAGUUCACCCGGUCCCCCGCCAUCUGCCCGGCCUGCUCCUCUGCGCUGUCUGGGAAGCUGGACAUUGUGAGGACAGAGCUGUCACCCUCGGAGGAGUACAAAGCCAUGGUGCUGGCAGGUCUGCGACCAGACAUAGUUCUGGAUAUCAGUGCUCGGGCUCUGGCCUUCUGGGGCUAUCAGGUCCAUCAGGAGCAUAUGUAUCAAGAGUACAGCCUGUCACGGGCCGACACGCAGCUGAAACAGAUGGAGAAGCUGUUGACCCAGCAGAACCAGAGCAGAGAACUGGAGCUCAAUGCCAUGAGGGGGGAAAUUGCCUCCUUGAAGAAGGUGAUGGAGGAGUAUAAGAGGAAGUACAGUGAGGUGUCUGAGCGGCUGAUGGAGAGGAACAGACAGUACCAGAAGCUCCAGGGGCUGUACGACUCUCUGAGGCUGCGUAACAUGGCGGUGGGUGCAGGGGAAGUCGACACAGCGCCACAACCUGGAUAUCAAGACUUCAACAAAGGAGUGGCUCGACAUGCGACUCCCCAGAGAAGCCCUCAGUCCUUCUCCCUCGGCCCUGAUAGGGACAGCCGAUUCUUCUCCUGCCUGGAGGCCGACGGAGCCAAACCUUUUUUCCAGUUCAGCUCCCCUGCCAGGGAUAAAGGCCGACCCUUCAUCAGUAAUCACUGAGAAGAACAGGUUUCAUUAACUCAUACGGUUGGUUUAUUAUCCAUCUAGUUGCAGGUGUUUGCCUAAAGUGCAUUUUUGUUGCGGUUAUUAUAACUUUUCAUGUGUUUUGAACAGUUCUGUAUUGAUUUUAGUUGUCUCUGUACAUUUAGGUUAUAGUAAAAUACAAAAUCUUCUGCCUUUUCACAGAGCACGUCUGACAGGCUAUUUUGUCAUUUAGAUAUGUUCCAAUACAAAUAUUACCUUAACUUACAGUAUGCCAGAAGUUAAGAUUUGGUGAGAUUACUUCAUUUGUUCUUUGAUUUUAAUAUAAAUAUGUAUUCUUCAGAUAUGUAGUGUGGAGACAGACACUACAUGAUGGCACUGAAACAUGUUGGUGUUUAUUGCCACGUUAGAUUUUGCAUUAAAAAAACCAAACAUUUCCUUUGCCGGGGUAAUCCAUAUAUGCUACUGAACCACUACGGUGAGAUGAUCUGUCAUGCACACAGUUUUAAAAAUUGGAUUUGUGGUGUUGCUCUGAACAGUAACCUGUUGAUUUGUUACACUGAAGUAAUGUGGAUUAAACUGAGCUAUUUAUUG